Messenger RNA from Solanum dulcamara, 738 nucleotides. Its product is annotated as probable protein phosphatase 2C 51. The coding region runs from base 1 to 738 and encodes 245 amino acids. The transcript has 3 exons. NCBI's taxonomy places the organism in Eukaryota, Viridiplantae, Streptophyta, Magnoliopsida, Solanales, Solanaceae. Gene Ontology annotation, molecular function: protein serine/threonine phosphatase activity. Gene Ontology annotation, cellular component: nucleus; cytosol. Gene Ontology annotation, biological process: protein dephosphorylation. The record is from RefSeq and is a predicted model, not a curated record.
AUGAAGCGUAUUAUCAUAUAUGGAUUUUUCUUUGCUUGCUUUGUUGGAUUUUUGAUGAACCAUAAGCCUAACCCUGAAGAACAAAUUGUUGCAGAAGAUUUCGUUACAAAUACAACAAUGUCGUCAAUUCCAGCUCAAAAUUUUUUUGACGGUCAUAUUGGAUCGGAUGCUAGUGAGAUGGCGUCGAGGACUUUUUUAGACAAGUUUCUGUUGAGGAAUUACUACGAACAAAAUUCUAACCAUAUGGAAUUUCUGAAAUCGUCUUUAGUUAAAAUUGCAAACUUUGGCUAUUCGAAGGCGUUUAUUUGCUCUAAAAAAUUGGCCAAGGAGUUAACGGAAGAUCAUAAUGGACAUAGAUUGGACGAGAGGGCUAGGAUUGAAGCUUCUGGAGGUAAAUUCAAAUUUAGUACUAAUUCUGUUCCUCUUCUCAAUGGUCAUUUCCCUAUGACUCGAGCUAUUGGUGAUGUUCCUUUGAAAAAAUAUGGAAUCAUAGCUAUUCCAGAGGUGACUGAUUGGCUAAAUUUAACUUCAAAAGAUGAGUAUUUGGUUGUGGCAUCUGAUGGAAUACUUGAAAGCUUAAGUCCACAAAAAGUGUGUGAUUUCUUAUGUGAAGCAGAGGACCAUUCAGAUUUAACAUUAUUGGCUCAACAAAUUGUUCAGAAAGCAUUUUUAGAAGGCAGCAAAGAUAAUUUAUCAGUUGUUUUGGUUCCCUUAGGAACAAGGAUCUCUUGUAGAUGA